AUGUCAACAUCGUCGAACAAAAUCACCGCCGCCAACGGUGGCUCCAUGCGGCGGUCCGGCCGACUUCAAUAUCGUGCUCCUGCUUCCUUAAAGAUCAAUCCUGCCUCCAGCUGGAAAAUUGCGAUCCCUCUCUUAUCUCCGCUCGCAUCUUCGCCUCCCUCGAUUGAUCGGAGGCAAGAGCCACCUCGUGAAGAACACCAGCCGCGACAGAUCCAGAGAACGGAGCCCGAGAAGCUUGUGUUCAAGAUGUGGCAGCAUCCAGCAGCACCGUUAUGUUGUGAGUCAUUCGUGCCGGUUUAG
Molecule: messenger RNA, 300 nt
Organism: Hibiscus syriacus
Lineage: Eukaryota; Viridiplantae; Streptophyta; Magnoliopsida; Malvales; Malvaceae
Exons: 1
Coding region: 1-300 (99 amino acids)
Cellular component (GO): nucleus; cytoplasm
Source: RefSeq, a predicted model, not a curated record